Messenger RNA from Manihot esculenta (cassava), 1369 nucleotides. RefSeq lists its product as uncharacterized. Bases 88 to 978 code for a protein of 296 amino acids. The transcript has 5 exons. The record is from RefSeq and is a predicted model, not a curated record. NCBI's taxonomy places the organism in Eukaryota, Viridiplantae, Streptophyta, Magnoliopsida, Malpighiales, Euphorbiaceae.
UCUGUAGACCAUCUUUGCUUUCGCCGAGUGUGUGACAGUAUUAGUAGCGCAUGGGAUUUCCAGAAAGAAGCUCAAGGAAUUACUAAAAUGAAGCGAAGGGAUUUUGGAUUAUUGAUUCUUCUGCUCCUUUUUAACUUGCAUAUCUCGUUUUCCUCUGGAAAACUUGAUGGACAGUGUAUUUCCAAAGGUGGUCGGUUUCCACCAUUUUCAACUGAAGGAAAACCUCCAAAAAAGGUAAGCAAGGGCUCCAAAGAUUUGACCCUCUGUAGGGUGUUUCGCCAAAAGACUUGCUGUGAUGUUGCUCAGACACAUCCUGCUUUGCUGUCCAUUAGGAGACUGGCUUCAACUGGGGAGGCAAGCCAAGAAUGCUUGCAAUUAUGGGAAUUAUUGGAAUGUUCCAUCUGUGACCCCAAGAUUGGCGUUCAGCCUGGACUUCCUCUCAUAUGCACUUCUUUUUGUGAUAGAGUUUAUCAAGCUUGUGCUGAUGCUUACUUCUCCAUGGAUGCAAAAACACAGGUUGUAGCACCAUGUGGAGUGAAUGACUUUGUUUGUGGUAAAGCUUCUCAAUGGGUCUCCAAUGGUACAGAGCUCUGCCUUUCUGCUGGUUUCACUGUUAAAUCAUAUGAAGCUGCAGAAGGUGGUACAGAAGAGGCAUCUUGCUAUGGUGGUAGAGCCAGUCUUGAUUCUAUUGCUGAGUCAUGGAGGCCUUCUCAUUCUGAGUUGCCUCAAGAAGCUGGGAACUCAUGGAAUUUAAAAUAUUUUCAGCAGCGGAUACAGGAAAUCUCUUUUAGUGAAAAAGUUUCUUGGGCAGUAGGGGGGAUGGUUCUCACUGCAGGGUUGUUGUUUUUAAGCAAAAGGAAAAGUUAUAGCCAGCGCCAGAGGCUAGCAGCUAUUCAACGAACAGCAAGGAAGCUGGAAGGCAAGAUGAACAACAAAUAUUCUGAUAUUCAAGGGAAUAGGAAAGGAAAUCGAAGAUGAAUGCCUUUUUGAAUCUCUAGUUCCAGACGAACAGAUGUUAGUUCUGGUAUCUACCAAGGUCUUCAUGGCUACACAACAUGUGUUGACUAUCGACUCUGCUCGGGACAUGGAAAAGAGAAACAAAAGGUGAUGUGCAUGUGGCAUUGUGCAAGAAUAUGGUGAACAUAAGAGUUUUGUAUCAAAGAUUUUCCUUGAUGUGAGAUAAAGGAGCUCUUUUCCUACCUUUUUGAAGAAUUUGCUUACCUGAGCUUAGGAUUUCUGAUUAUUUAUGUUAGAAACUACAUUAACUUUUUCAGUACUUUUGUCAAUGUUUUAUAUUUGGAUCAACAUUGAAGUCCAAUCAGUGUCACAAUCCUCAUCCCUCAAUGGUAGGCUGCAGCUUGGUUUCGUA